AUGUCCAACGUGAGUAGCAAGAAUCGCCACUUCACUAGCAGCAACAAUGGUGACUACAUCAACAACCAACUGAACAACACUGUCAACAACUACAAAAAGAGGACGAUGAUUGACGAAGACCGCAAAGAAUUACUAAAAAACAUGGAGGUGACAUCACUCACGAAAGAUUCCUUCAAGUUAAAAUGGCAAAUUUCUCCAAACUUCGAGUCGUACAUCGAGGGUUUUAGCGUAAAUUACAGGGCCGACGGAAGCAGUGUUGUGCAGAACAGCGGCCCUCUGGACCUCCAAACCAGGAGUCUGGAUAUCGGUCAACUACAUGAAAAUACCGACUACGAAGUUUGUCUCUGGGUACUGCUGACCACAGCCAUCCCAACGCUUGCUAUGCACAUCCCUAUCGCAGUGGAUUACGAGUCAAAUAAUUCCGGAGCUCUGGCCGCUUAUAAAGGUAUGGAUUCGAGAACCUACUCUCGCUGCGUAUCCAGUUCAACGUACAAGUCCGGUCUGAACUUGAUCGAAGCAAGUUCGCUUGGCGCGUUCAUCUCACUAGCAAUCGUCAUACUCGUCGUCCUCCUCGCGAACAUCACCACGAAAAAACGUCGCUACCAUUUUGACCAUGAAGACGAUGAGAGGAGGGAGCAGUCGAGAGAAGUUGUCAAAAAAUUCAGUCGGAAAAGUCUUUGGAGUAAAUUAGUGAAAAAUAGUAAAGUAUUAAAUAGCAAUUGGUGGAAACACGACGACGGUAAGCUGAUAAAUAACGAUAAAGACAAUCCAAACGGAGAAUCCACCGACGAAAAUAGUCAGUACUGUGAAAAUCAUCAUAAAAACGAUGAGUUUUUUAGUAGAAAUAACACAAGGUGCGCCAGGAAGAAAGGAUUCAGAAUCAAAAACCAACUACGAUCGACCAGGCACGCGUUUGGGUUGACGUUCAAGAAAGGAUUCUCCUAUAAAAAGAAACCAUUGCCUAGACCGAGUUUGACGGAUGAACUUCCUUACGACAGUGGCUUCGAUUUGCUCGCAGAAAAUUAUAAAAAGAUGGCGAAACAGAAGCGAUCUUCACUUCUAUCUCUAAUUAACAACGAGUCUCCUGAGUGUUUCAUUGUAGCCACAGCACAUCCUUGCACAGAAAAUACUGAGAAUAAAUUGAAUGUGAAUCAUGGCGGUAAGACUGAACUCCCGAAUGAAUUAAGUGACGAAAGUACAGUCAACCAUGAGUUGGCAUUUCUAAUCCCGUUGAUGAAAGGGAAGGAUGGUUCCUUGGUAGUAAACGGUCAAUCGACAGAAAAUUUAAAUAUUUCCAGAGUCAAUUUGACAGAUUAUCUGCCAGAAAUUGAGGAACCUGACGAAGAUGACUCCAUAGAUGAAGACGACAGUGACGAUGAAAAGUGCAAUGACGUCAUCUAUGACGAAGAUCCAAACACACUUUACAAUCUGCAACUUGAAGACUUAAAUUACAAUUUAGUGCCAGUGAUACUGCAGCCCGAUAUUCAGUUAUCCGUGGUUGACGUCAUUCCUGUUUGCACGGACGAGGAAAUGGAGAAUAAUUCCGAAAAAGUCGAGUAUAUCGGCGAUACAGUUAUCAGUGCGGCUGAACCUUUAACGCAACCAAUGAAAAGAGCAUCGUCUUGGGCUGAUUAACGUUGAACUAUCAUUUUUUUCUUUACUAACUUACAUAUUUUUGAAUAAAGACUAUUUUUUGACUGUUUUUAUGUGCUCACGGAAGCUUAUGAUUAAAAAAUAAAAUUUUUCACAUCUCGG
Helobdella robusta is the source of this 1755-nucleotide messenger RNA. RefSeq lists its product as hypothetical. Bases 1 to 1635 code for a protein of 544 amino acids. The transcript has 2 exons. The record is from RefSeq and is a predicted model, not a curated record. Lineage: Eukaryota; Metazoa; Annelida; Clitellata; Rhynchobdellida; Glossiphoniidae. Gene Ontology annotation, molecular function: protein binding.